AUGACAGGGCAUAUCCUCGUUAUACAAAACGGCCCGCCGCAGGGACUGCAGGCGAACCGCCGCCACCACCUAGCAGCAGCGCCGCCGGGCCGAACACAGUCCUUCGAGAAAAGGGCCGGCGGUGCGAAAGUGGCGUACUAG
Messenger RNA from Chaetomium globosum CBS 148.51, 141 nucleotides. RefSeq lists its product as uncharacterized. The record is from RefSeq and is a predicted model, not a curated record. Bases 1 to 141 code for a protein of 46 amino acids. The transcript is spliced from 2 exons. NCBI's taxonomy places the organism in Eukaryota, Fungi, Ascomycota, Sordariomycetes, Sordariales, Chaetomiaceae.